Molecule: messenger RNA, 583 nt
Organism: Solanum dulcamara
Lineage: Eukaryota; Viridiplantae; Streptophyta; Magnoliopsida; Solanales; Solanaceae
Product: glucose-1-phosphate adenylyltransferase large subunit 1-like
Exons: 3
Coding region: 97-561 (154 amino acids)
Biological process (GO): glycogen biosynthetic process
Molecular function (GO): glucose-1-phosphate adenylyltransferase activity
Source: RefSeq, a predicted model, not a curated record
UGCUGAGUUCUUGAUUGUAUGCAGAAAUGGAUACUUGCUGUGUGGCUAUGAAAUCCACUGUCCAUUUUGGGAGAGUGAGCACUGGUGGUUUUAACAAUGGAGAGAAGGAGUUUUUUGGGGGAGAAGAUGAGAGGGAGUUUAAACAACAAUCUCAGGAUUAAUCAGUUGUCGAAAAGUUUGAAACUUGAGAAGAAGGAGAACAAGAUCAAACCUGGGGUUGCUUACUCUGUGAUCACUACUGAAAAUGACAAAGAGACUCUGUUCGUAGAGAUGCCACGUCUUGAGAGACGCCGGGCAAAUCCCAAGGAUGUGGCUGCAGUCAUACUAGGAGGAGGUGAAGGGACCAAGUUAUUCCCACUUACAAGUAGAACUGCAACCCCUGCUGUUCCGGUUGGAGGAUGCUACAGGCUAAUAGAAAUCCCAACUAGCAACUGUAUCAACAGUGCUAUUAACAAGAUUUUUGUGCUGACACAGUACAAUGCUGCUCCCCUGAAUCGUCACAUUGCUCGAACAUAUUUUGGCAAUGGUGUGAGCUUCGGAGAUGGAUUUGUUGAGGUUUGAGACUAUACUUCUGAAAUUCUUG